UCCACAGAAGACUCAUUUGGGGAAAAGAGUUUUCCAAAAGAGAAAUAGACAGAAUGAAGCCCAUAUCUCUUCUAGAGACGUGGGAUGAAGGACAGAAUGAGAGCAGAUAUCAGAGAUACUUUUGCUCAAAGAAAUAUGUGAUUUUAGAGGAGAAUGAAAGCAAAGAAAAAGCAAAGGAAGAGAAGAAGGCGAAAAAGAAAGAGAAGUACAAGAAAUAUAGGAAGAAUGUGAGGAAGGCCUUGCGUUACAGCUGGAAAUGUUUGUUGCUGGGACUUCAGAACUUCACGGUGGGUUACGGCGCCCCCAACCCAGGUGUCGCGUUCGUCUACGAGUCCAGACCAAGCGCAGACAGGACAAAACCAAAUCAUUUAUAAGAAGUCAGCUGGCUCAAGCAAAUGAUUUGACACUCUUUCCUGAUCAGUCUUGAGACUUUGUUUGUUUUGGGAUCUAUGUGGAUAUUUGGAGCAAUCGGAAAAUGAUAUUUUUAGUCCUGCAACUUAUCAUAUUAUGAUAAAUGCAUAUUUGGCUGGAAAGAAAAGGAAACGACUCCAAGAAAACCAAUGGACUUUUAGAUUUAUUAGUAAUUCAUAUUUGUUUUACAAAUUAUAUAAGGAGCAAUGGGAUAAGAAAUGAGAAAAAAAAAAAAUUAAGAGCAAAAUCAAGAGAAAACUAUGCAUGUUAUCACUACAUCAUCCAGAGACUUGUUACUAGAUACUGAAACAUUUGUCUGUCUAUUGUUCUUUGGUUAGUUCAUUACGCAAUACGUUUGACUCAGUAGCUGCAAGGUAUAAUAAUAUCUGAGUAAAAAAUAUCUUCUCAAAAUACAAUACAAAAGAGUUGAAAUGCACCAAUCAGCCAUAUAAUUACAACACAAACAUAAAGCCCUGUGUUGGUUUAUCUUCCUCUUAUGCCCCCUGGGCAGCUCUGCCCCCUUGGACAAUGUCGCCACAAGACUUUUGGGGGUGUGCUGUGGUCUCUGGCUCCAGGGUGUUGGCAGCAGAUCCUUUGAGCACUGUAGGUUAAAGAUUGGGUCUCCAUGGAUUGGAUUUGUUGGUCUGGUGUAUCCCAUGAGAGCUCAGUCAGAUUGGGAUCUAGGGUAUUUAAAGGCCAGGUCGGCUACCUUGGGCUCUUUGCCUGCUGGGCCACGUGCAUUACGGGCUGUGGUGCACUGGGUGUUCUGUUACCUUUAUUCAGCGGUCUAUUGUGCAUUGGCUUUUUUUAUUGAAUCCAGCCAGAUGGGAUGGCUUUCGGUCCCUGGAGACAUGAGUGAUCAGUGUUAAUGUGUUAAUGUUUUGUGGUGUUAAUGUUAUGGCUGAUCAGUGGGAAUGUAUUCUGAGCAUUCUGAAAACCUGAUCACUUAAAAAAUGGAAUAAAUAUGAAUAAAUGUGGACAAUAAACAACUAAUAGAUAUUAAGCAUAAUAAGUUACUUUUACUUAAGCACAAGAAGUACACUAAUGUAGGGUAUUUCUUUCCAAAUACCUAGAUUAGCACUUGAAAGAAUACGCUAGUGUUUAUCUUUUCAUAUGUGCUUUUACAUGCAGUCACUGAAUAAUCAUUAAUUUUUUUUUAUCUGAUUUAACUUAAUUUUUUUGUUUAUUCUGCCUAAUUUUUAGUAUUAGUAUUAAUAAUAUGUAUGAAUAAGUAUUUAUACUGUUCUGAGUGAAAUUAUCCAAGAUUUCACUGGCUGAAAAAGUAAGUUUAGAGCGAAGGUUUAGCAUGUCGUCAGUGUGUGUAUAAAGCGGUGUAGAGGAUUUUGAAACAGGAAGGUUUAGAGCAGAUGAAAACAGGAUGUUCUUACAGAGACCAGAAGCACCAGGUCAAGUCUCAUGACGUUUGCAGAUCUUUUUCCAUACUGCCUCAAACAAACCCUGCUCGACUUCCCUUCUUUGCCUGUUGUGCUUUGUGUGAUCAAAGUAAAAAUGUGAAACUGUUGGGUGCCAUGUGUACAAACUGGUGUUAUCUGAUCAUGUGUCAUGUGAUUUUUCAUGUUGAAAAUGUGAACCAAUGUAUGUUGUAUUAGAUAUAAUUUUUUAAACAUAUAUUUAUUUUAUUUUAAAUCUUUAAUUCUUGGAAGCUUUUUCUAAAAAAAUAUGCAUUGAUAAUAAAAGCAUUGUUCUGUAUAGUUUAGCGUUGAGCUCCAGGGUUCCUGGACUGUAUCUGUGUGGAGUCUCUGUACUGUUUUCUUCCUGUGUCUACUUGGGUUUCCUCUGGGAGUUCCGGUUUCCUUCCACUCUUUAGAAGAAAACUGUGACCUUCCAAAAAAGGAAGGAGGGUGGGAGGGGCGGUUCAUGCAACAAAAAAAACCAUUAGAAUACAUGAAUGUUUUCAUGCCUGAUGACUGGUUUCACAUACAGUGUGCAUUCCUGGGAUGGACCUACUGGCACUGUGAAAAGAAAACUAGUAUCUGGCUACAGUAAAUCCUGAAAGAAUAUUUCUUAUUAGUGGUACAGUGUUAUUUGUGUUCCUUUAAGUCUCUCAUACACUCCAAUCCUUUUAUUCAUAUACUAAACAUUGUGUCUUCCCAUAUGACAUAUAUAUAUAUAUAAAAUUUUAAAGAUUAUUUAAAAAUUGAUUGUUUAUGUAACAACCCCUCUCAUAUGUGCCAACCACUUAGUAUCAAACAUUACAAAUAUACUACUAUAUACUGUAUAUAAUUCCAGGUCUGUUGAAAAAAUGUGAAAAGAU
Molecule: messenger RNA, 2686 nt
Organism: Clarias gariepinus (North African catfish)
Lineage: Eukaryota; Metazoa; Chordata; Actinopteri; Siluriformes; Clariidae
Exons: 2
Coding region: 54-374 (106 amino acids)
Source: RefSeq, a predicted model, not a curated record